GAAGCUAAGAAAAACUGCACAGUUUAUUCCUUGCUAGCGAGCUGUACGGUCCGGUUGUUUGGAAAAGAAAAUAACCAAGUGUUUAGAAACUUUUCUCCAGAGUUUAAUAAAAGAAAUUAAUAACAAACAUGUCUAAGAUCGGUAUUAACGGUUUCGGUCGCAUUGGCCGUUUGGUUUUGCGUGCUGCCGUCGAUAAGGGUGCCACAGUUGUUGCUGUUAACGAUCCCUUUAUCGAUGUCAACUACAUGGUUUACUUGUUCAAAUUCGAUUCGACCCACGGUCGUUUCAAGGGCACCGUAGCCGCCGAAGGUGGCAAAUUGGUUGUCAAUGGCAAAGCCAUCACCGUUUUCAGCGAACGCGACCCCGCCAACAUCAACUGGGCCAGCGCUGGUGCCGAAUACGUUGUAGAAUCCACUGGUGUCUUCACCACCAUCGACAAGGCCUCUGCUCAUUUCAAGGGUGGUGCCAAGAAGGUUGUCAUCUCUGCCCCAUCUGCUGAUGCUCCCAUGUUCGUAUGCGGUGUCAACUUGGAUGCCUACUCCCCCGACAUGAAGGUAGUAUCCAACGCUUCCUGCACCACCAACUGCUUGGCUCCUUUGGCCAAGGUUAUCAACGAUAACUGGGAAAUCGUUGAAGGUCUCAUGACCACUGUCCAUGCCACCACUGCCACCCAAAAGACCGUUGACGGUCCCUCUGGCAAAUUGUGGCGUGAUGGCCGUGGUGCUGCCCAAAACAUCAUUCCUGCCUCUACUGGUGCUGCCAAGGCUGUCGGCAAAGUUAUCCCUGCCUUGAACGGUAAACUCACCGGUAUGGCUUUCCGUGUCCCCACCCCCAACGUAUCUGUUGUCGAUUUGACUGUCCGUCUUGGCAAACCCGCCAGCUACGAUGCCAUCAAGGCCAAGGUUUUGGAAGCUUCCAACGGUCCCAUGAAGGGAAUCUUGGGCUACACCGAUGAAGAAGUCGUCUCCACCGAUUUCGUCAGUGACACCCACUCCUCAGUCUUUGACGCCAAGGCUGGCAUUUCUCUUAACGAUCAAUUCGUCAAGUUGAUCUCCUGGUACGACAACGAAUUCGGUUACUCCAACCGUGUCAUCGACUUGAUCAAGUACAUGCAAAGCAAGGAUUAAAUUGUAAGCCGUGAGGAGGAGAAGAACAUAAAUUCGUCUAAAUCAUAAGAACGCUACAGUAAAAUUUUAGAAAUACACGCCAAAAUUAUUUAUAACGAGAAGCAUAGAAAACAGAAGGAAGACGCACAUCAUACAGGAGCCUGAGCAUUUACUUUAUACAAAUGAAAGAAUAAGACAUUUCAAGUUUGCUGGUCAUAACCCAAGUAUGGCUUAAACUCCUCAACAACCAACCACCUCCUGAUUAUAACAUCAUAAAUUCUCAAUACUGUAUUCAAUAAUUAAUAAAUUAUAAUUAGUAGUUAUUACUCACAUUUAAAGUUGAUAAAACAAAAACCAAAAUAAAUGUUAUUUAAAACAUUAAAACAAAAACUA
Molecule: messenger RNA, 1499 nt
Organism: Calliphora vicina (urban bluebottle blowfly)
Lineage: Eukaryota; Metazoa; Arthropoda; Insecta; Diptera; Calliphoridae
Gene: Gapdh2
Product: Glyceraldehyde 3 phosphate dehydrogenase 2
Exons: 1
Coding region: 129-1127 (332 amino acids)
Biological process (GO): glycolytic process; glucose metabolic process
Cellular component (GO): cytosol
Molecular function (GO): glyceraldehyde-3-phosphate dehydrogenase (NAD+) (phosphorylating) activity; NAD binding; NADP binding
Source: RefSeq, a predicted model, not a curated record